AUGACUUCUCAACGGUCAGAAGAAUCUUUGCAGGGCGAAAAGGAAGACAUCGGGGAGGCCAACGCAGUCAACCUUCUUCGACCUUUGCACCUUCAGCUCGAUACUGGUGAGGAGUAUACCAAAUUUCGUCAAAAAUGGUGGCAGUUGUGGUUACCUAAGGACCCACCACCUCCAGCUCUCCCGUCUCUGGAGGAUGCAGCACUGACGCCUUUGGUCAAUGCUUCCAUUUUCUCUCAGCUCACAUACACCUGGGUAACCGAUAUAAUUGUUCUUGGAUAUCAACGCACGUUGCAAGCGUCUGAUCUAUAUAAGCUGGACAAAUCUAGAGAGUCAGCCGCCCUUGCCGCUAAACUUGAAGCUGCAUGGCAGCAGCGUGUUAGGGCAGCAGCCGACUGGAAUGCACGUCUUGAGAGUGGAGAACUCAGGCCAUCUCUUUUCAAGCGUACCGGCUGGGCCUUGAGUGCAAUUUCGAGGAAACAAGGCACGACUUGGUCUGAGCGACGUGCAGCGUUUCAGAAACAUUGGCGAGAAUCCGCAGGGCGGAAAGAGGCCAGUCUUACUUGGGCUUUGAACGAUGUCUUUCUCAGUAUGUUCUGGAUCGGAGGUGCAUUCAAGGUCUUUGGCGACACGGCACAGCUCAUGGGUCCCAUAAUCCUUCGGAAAAUCAUCGAUUUUGUGGAGAAGCGUUCCGCUGCAAUUGUUGCCGGAGAACCUGUUCCAAAUAUCGGUCGUGGUAUCGCUAUGGCUGUUGGGCUCUUUGUGCUCACCUUGGCGGCGAGCAUCUCCAACCACCAGUUCUUUUGGCGUUCAAUGGUAGUAGGCGUACUGGCUAGAGCCGCACUGAUAACGUGCAUUUACGAACGUGGAGUGAACCUCACAGGCAAAGCACGUGUGAAGCUUGACAACGCCGUGCUGGUCAACCAUAUUUCCACAGACGUGAGCAGGAUUGAUGCGGCUGCUCAGUGGUUUAUGACUUAUUGUUCUCAAGCCUGGACCGCGCCUAUUCAAAUCAUAGUUUGCUUAAUCAUUCUCUUAACCCAGCUCGGGCCGUCUGCGCUUGCGGGUUUCUCGUUAUUUGUCCUCAUAAUUCCGUUUCAACAGCGGUUAAUGGCACUGCAGCAUCGUAUUCGCUUAGGGUCGAUGAAAUGGACUGAUCAACGAGCCAAGGUCCUGCUAGAGAUACUCGUGGCCAUACGUGUUGUCAAGUAUUUCUCGUACGAGAUCCCAUUCCUUCGAAAAAUAUUCGAGCUUCGAAAGAAGGAACUGCGUGGCAUCCGACGGAUUCUUCACGCGAAUUCUGCGAACUUAGCACUCGCUGCUUCCCUCCCAGUCCUUGCUGCUACACUAGCUUUCGUCACGUACACCCUUACAGCGCACCACUUCGACGCUGCCGUUAUAUUCAGUUCACUGAGUCUGUUUCAGCUUCUCCGGCAACCAAUGCUCUUCAUGCCUCGCGCUCUAUCGGGUAUCCCUGAUGCAUCCAGUGCGAUUCAGCGGCUCACGCACGUGUUUCACGCAGAGCUUAUCUCUGGAGAUACACUUGUGGUCGACAAGGACCAAGAACCCGCGCUUCUGGUGAAGGACGCGACGUUUGAAUGGGAGUCGUUCGCGAAGCAUUCUGGUGAUGCUUUGAGCUCGAAGAAUGGCGCACACGGCAAUGGUAGUCUACCGAAGGAGAAGGAAGACAUGGCGAAGGAAAAGCCCACUGCUGGAAAGGAAGCCUCCCUCUUUAAGGUAAAGAAUGUGACCAUGACCAUCCAACGAGGUCAGCUCGUCGCUGUGGUUGGGCCUGUCGGAAGCGGCAAGUCCAGUUUAUUGCAAGGUCUAAUAGGAGAGAUGAGGAAGGUCUCCGGGCAUGUCUCGUUUGGCGGGCGCAUUGGUUAUUGUCCACAGACCGCAUGGAUCCAGAAUGCUACGUUGCGCGAUAAUAUCACUUUUGGCCAACGAUUCGAGGAAGACAGAUACUGGCGUGUUGUUGAGAUCACUUGUCUACUUCCUGAUCUCCAACUGCUCCCAGAUGGGGAUUUGACCGAGAUCGGAGAAAAGGGGAUCAACCUCAGUGGUGGCCAGAAGCAGAGAGUCAAUCUUGCUCGUGCCCUGUACUUUGACCCUGAAGUUGCCAUCCUUGAUGACCCGCUCUCAGCAGUGGAUGCUCACGUUGGAAAAUCCAUAUUUCAAGAUGUCAUCGUUGGUGCCCUGCGAAAUCAUGGCAUUACCGUCAUUCUGGUCACGCAUGCGAUCCACUUCCUCUCUCAAGUAGAUUACAUCUAUACCUUGAACAACGGCGUCGUUACGGAGAGCGGGACCUACGAGGAACUAAUCUCCCGCAGCGGAGACUUUGCGCGUUUGGACCUGGAGUUCGGUGGACAUGUGUCAGGGGAGAAUGAAGGCCAGGCAAAGGAAGUCACUCCGCAAACAGGUAUUACCAUCGAGGAUGUGAAGUUGAAGUCAGGACAUGCCAGAAAAGGGGCUACUGGCAGUGGCAAACUCGAAGUGUACUGGACCUAUUUGGUUGCGGGACGCGUUUCAAUAACAGGUCCUCUACUUCUUUUCUUCGUCCUUGCGAUGCAGGGAAGCCUGAUCUUGAACUCGUACGUGCUAGUUUGGUGGGAGAGCAACAAAUUCGAGCGACCAAACUCAUUCUAUCAGACGCUGUACGGCUGUCUAGGACUUGCUCAAGCGAUCUUCACUUUUUUCCUUUGUGUCGGAAUGGAUAUCGUGUCUUCUUGUGCAUCUCAAAACCUGCACCACAGGUCCGUUCGUAACGUCUUUCAUGCGUCAAUGUCCUUUUUCGACACUACAUUAUUGCUGUGUUCUUCAUCGCUCUUGGUUAUGGCUACUUCGCUGCGUUUUAUCGAGCCGGUGCUCGUGAGGUUAAACGCCUGGGUUUGUCGUUACUCUGUGCUCCGCUCUCUUCUGUAUGCCCACUUUUCGGAGACUCUGACAGGACUUCCUACCAUCCGAAGCUACGGAGAAAUGAAGCGGUUCAUUAUCGCCAAUAGACACUACGUUGAUCUGGAGGACAGGGCUUUAUACCUCGUGGUUACAAACCAGAGAUGGCUUGCAGUAAGGUUGGACUUCAUGGGAGGCAUAUUAGUCUUCAUUGUUGCUCUCCUCGCGGUCAUCGACGUCUCCGGGAUAAAUGCAGCCCAGAUAGGCUUGGUACUGACGUAUACCACCUUGCUGACACAGACGUGUACUCAGUUAACCAGACAAACAGCAGACGUCGAGAAUCACAUGAAUGCAGUGGAACGAUCCCCAGCGCAAUGGCCCGAACAUGGCGCGGUCGAAUUCAAUGAUGUUAAAAUGGCAUAUCGGCCGGGCCUUCCCAAUGUAUUGAGGGGAAUCUCGAUCAAGGUCAGGGGAGGCGAAAAGAUAGGUGUUGUGGGAAGGACUGGUGCUGGUAAAUCUUCGUUAAUGCUCGCACUGUUUCGAAUCGUUGAGUUGUCUGGCGGUUCAAUCACUGUCGAUGGUGUCGAUAUAUCUACAAUUGGUCUUAAAGAUCUCCGCUCCAAGAUUUCUAUUAUCCCGCAAGACCCUCUUCUGUUUAGUGGGACCAUGCGCUCCAACCUGGAUCCAUUCUCCCAACACAGUGACGCGGAGCUGUGGGAUGCGCUACAACGAUCUUGUCUGCUCGACCCUAGCAUCACUUCGAAUCAGUCAUCUUCCAUUGAUGACGUCAGAAUCGAGCAAGCUUCCACCAGCCGCCACGGCCUUGACAGCAUCAUUGAAAUUGAGGGAGCGAACCUCAGUGUUGGGGAGAGAUCUCUACUCAGUCUGGCACGUGCGCUGGUGAAAGACUGCAAAGUUGUUGUGCUUGACGAGGCCACAGCCUCUGUCGAUCUCGAUACUGAUAACAAGAUCCAGCACACAAUCCAAACGGAAUUCCAGAAUCGCACGCUACUUUGCAUUGCUCACCGACUUCGAACCAUCAUUUCGUACGACCGGAUUCUGGUCCUCGAUGCUGGCCUUGUUGCAGAAUUUGACACACCAUCCAAUCUCUUUAAAAUGGAGGGCGGACUUUUCCGCGGAAUGUGUGAGAGGAGUAAUAUCUCAUUGACAGAUAUAGAGAUGAGUAGAGGGGUCUGA
Suillus subaureus is the source of this 4089-nucleotide messenger RNA. RefSeq names its product ABC protein. The record is from RefSeq and is a predicted model, not a curated record. The transcript is spliced from 35 exons. Gene Ontology annotation, molecular function: ATP binding; ATP hydrolysis activity; ABC-type transporter activity. The coding region runs from base 1 to 4089 and encodes 1362 amino acids. Gene Ontology annotation, biological process: transmembrane transport. Lineage: Eukaryota; Fungi; Basidiomycota; Agaricomycetes; Boletales; Suillaceae. Gene Ontology annotation, cellular component: membrane.